Molecule: messenger RNA, 3030 nt
Organism: Molossus molossus (Pallas's mastiff bat)
Lineage: Eukaryota; Metazoa; Chordata; Mammalia; Chiroptera; Molossidae
Gene: LGI3
Product: leucine rich repeat LGI family member 3
Exons: 8
Coding region: 188-1834 (548 amino acids)
Biological process (GO): regulation of exocytosis
Cellular component (GO): synaptic vesicle
Molecular function (GO): protein binding
Source: RefSeq, a predicted model, not a curated record
CCGAGUUGGCUCCCGGGAGCGAGCAGGGGAGGGAACCGCAGCCAGCGCCGCGGGGUGGAGGAGUCUGCUCACCGCAGCGGGCAGCCGGGCCCCUCGCUGCGGCAGCGGCUGCCAGGGGCCAGGCGGUGCCAGCCCGCAGGGUGGUGGAGAACUGUAGGGGCGGCCGGAGGCAGAGCUUGCAGGCAGCAUGGCGGGGCUGCGAACCAGGCGGGGCUCCGGGCUCAGGCUGCUUGCGCUGUCUGGGCUUGGAUUCUGCCUGAUGCUGCAAGUCAGUGCCAAGAGGCCCCCCAAAACGCCCCCCUGCCCACCUAGCUGCUCCUGUACCAGGGACACAGCUUUCUGCGUGGACUCUAAGGCAGUGCCCAGGAACCUGCCCGCCGAGGUCAUCUCUCUGACACUGGUGAAUGCUGCCUUCUCGGAGAUCCAGGAUGGAGCAUUUUCCCACCUGCCGCUGCUGCAGUUCCUGUUACUCAACUCCAACAAGUUUACGCUGAUCGGAGACAAUGCCUUCACAGGACUAUCACAUCUGCAGUACCUCUUCAUUGAGAACAAUGACAUCUGGACACUAUCCAAGUUUACUUUCAGAGGACUCAAGUCUUUAACACACCUCUCACUGGCCAACAAUAACCUUCAGACACUGCCUAGAGACAUCUUUCGGCCCCUGGACAUCCUAAGUGACUUGGACCUGCGGGGCAACUCACUCAACUGUGACUGCAAGGUGAAGUGGUUGGUGGAGUGGCUGGCACACACCAACACGACGGUGGCCCCCAUCUAUUGCGCCAGCCCGCCCCGCUUCCAAGAACACAAGGUGCAGGAUUUGCCACUGCGGGAAUUCGACUGCAUCACCACGGAUUUCGUGUUGUACCAGACCCUGCCCUUCCCAGCAGUGUCAGCCGAGCCCUUCCUUUACUCCAGCGACCUCUAUGUGGCUCUGGCCCAGCCAGGUGUCAGCGCUUGCACUGUCCUCAAGUGGGACUAUGUUGAACGGCAGCUUCAAGAUUAUGAUAGAAUCCCAGCCCCCUCAGCCGUGCACUGCAAGCCCAUGGUGGUGGACAGCCAGCUGUACGUGGUGGUGGCCCAGCUGUUUGGUGGUUCUUACAUUUACCACUGGGACCCCAACACCACACGUUUCACCAAGCUACAGGACAUCGACCCACAGCGUGUGCGCAAGCCCAAUGACCUGGAGGCCUUUCGCAUUGACGGCGACUGGUAUUUUGCCGUGGCUGACAGCUCCAAGGCGGGUGCCACCAGCCUCUACCGCUGGCACCAGAAUGGCUUCUACUCCCACCAGGCCCUGCAUGCCUGGCACCGUGAUACCGACCUGGAGUUUGUGGAUGGCGAGGGCAAGCCUCGGCUGAUCGUGUCGAGUAGCUCCCAGGCACCAGUCAUCUAUCAGUGGAGUCGCACCCAGAAGCAGUUUGUGGCCCAGGGUGAGGUCACUCAGGUGCCUGAUGCCCAGGCUGUGAAACACUUCCGUGCUGGACGGGACAGCUACUUGUGCCUCAGCCGCUACAUAGGGGACUCGAAGAUCCUGCGCUGGGAGGGCACCCGCUUCUCUGAGGUGCAGGCCCUGCCCUCCCGGGGCUCCAUGGCCCUGCAGCCUUUCCUUGUGGGUGGCCGCCGCUACCUGGCCCUGGGCAGUGACUUCUCCUUCACCCAGAUUUACCAGUGGGAUGAGGGCCGGCAGAAGUUUGUACGGUUCCAGGAGCUGGCUGUGCAGGCCCCUCGGGCCUUCUGCUACAUGCCUGCUGGGGACGCCCAGCUGCUCCUGGCCCCCAGCUUCAAGGGACAGACGCUUGUGUACCGACAUGUAGUGGUGGACCUCAGUGCCUAGAGGGGUGCCAAGGCCUCUGAAGUGGAGGCAGAGGGGGAGCCUCUGUGUGAGCAGUGUGCGUGCCUAUGUGAACACACAUGUAGCUAACCUCAUGCACACACUUCUGGUGAGCAUCACACAUGAACUGGACUUAGGAGCCACUCAUCAUAGUUGUAAUCAGCAUGAGGACUCAUAUAUGCACCAGGCAACCCAGCAUCCAGGGCCCUUCACCCAUGGACCCCACACCCCAUCUGCAGGCCCCCUCUAUCUGCUGCCUUCCACAAGCUCUGGCCUGGGGAGGGGGAGGGAUGCUGGCGAGGGAGGGUCUUGGGCUGAUCCUCUGACUCUGGUCUCUCCUGUUGGUGCUCCAGGGGUCUGUUUAACCUGCUCAUGCCCCACAUUGCAGCCACAACCACACCCUUCUUACUGUGGGUACACUACCCACGCUCUGCUCCUCCUGCAUGUACACGUGGGAUCCGGCCUACAGCCUCAGUCACACGCACACACGUCUGUCCACACCCCCGUUUCCCCAUGCACACAUGCAGAUUCAGCGCUGCAAAAAGGGGCCCCCCUCCAUUAUCUUGCCUCUCUUCUUGGAGGGUGCACGCAGCACCUUCCUCCCCCGCUCAUCUUUGGUGUGCCCACACUGCUGCUGCUGAGGAUGGGAAUGCUGGUGCCUCUCUCAGCACCAGCUUGACCUUCUGGGGGCAAAACCCCUUUGCCCAAAGCAAUAACAAUAGCUCUAGCAGAUCCUGACUUCUUCCUUCCCAGUGCUGGCUCUUUCUUUUCUCACCAGGAUUUUCUUCUCUGACCCUGUCACCAUGGACAGCAGACUACUCAGACCAAAACAAAAAAAAAACUUUCUGCUUUUCUUUCCUGUAGCUGCUCCAGCCUCAGCCCCUUGCCCCCCUGAGCCCUGGUUCAGCCUUUCCUUUGGGAUAUGGACCCUGAGCUGUGCUGGCUCCAUUAGCUAGGUCCAAGACCCGGCCAGGCCAGGGACUCUGAAAACACUCAAGUUGUCUGGGCGGGUUCCAGGGAUAGAGCUGGGUUGAAAAACAUCUUGGGGGCUCUGGCACCACUGUAGUCCACAGAUGCACACCUCAGGGGCACUGCCUUUCAGGGCAAACUGAGUGGUAGAGGUUUGAGGGCUCUGUGGAGUGGCAUCUGGGAGCCAAGCUUCUUUUACCCUCUGCUGUGUGCCUGGGAUAGAGAGCUAU